This is a messenger RNA of Metopolophium dirhodum (rose-grain aphid), 1382 nucleotides long. It is a transcript of the gene Tcs1, whose product is annotated as threonylcarbamoyl-AMP synthase. Lineage: Eukaryota; Metazoa; Arthropoda; Insecta; Hemiptera; Aphididae. Gene Ontology annotation, molecular function: double-stranded RNA binding; nucleotidyltransferase activity; tRNA binding. The transcript is spliced from 2 exons. Gene Ontology annotation, cellular component: cytoplasm. The record is from RefSeq and is a predicted model, not a curated record. Gene Ontology annotation, biological process: regulation of translational fidelity. The coding region runs from base 639 to 1382 and encodes 247 amino acids.
AUAAUUAUAUUAUUAAUUAAAUAUUAUUAUUAUAUUAAUAGUAAAUAUUAUCUGUCCCAAUUCUCAGUGACUAAUCACUACAAAAGACUGUGGUUGUUAGUUGUUACUUGUUGUUCCUCUCGGCUCUUAUCGUCUUGUGUGUUACGCUAGAGAUAACGUUCACGGGACGUGCCGAAUAAAGAGCUUGUCCCGACGGAGAACUGUAAAAAAAUAACCAUUCCAUUCCUAAGAUUUUCAUGACGCGGACGAUCGACUUGAAAUCCAUCAACAGCACGUGCACAUCGUCAUAUCGCCAUAGGUAUUAAACUAUUAGCGUUUAAGUGUGGUGGAUACUAUAAUAAUAAUAUUGAGUCAUAAUAACAAUACCGUUAUCAAUAAUUCUAAUCUAAUAACUAUUUUGUGACCAAACCGAGGUUGGCAAGUAAGUCGAAGUAACUCGCUCUUGUUUGACUGUUUGAGUGUUUUGCUCUGGUCUCGACCAAUGUCGCUUGUCAUUGUCGAAACGACAACCUUGUCCUUGUUCAGUAUACACAGUGAAACGUAUUGGCGGUGUAAUCCGAAGGUAAGCCUAGAUUUUUCAAUGAAUGUCAAUGUUAACAACAAAAAUGUUUGCUUCAAAUAUAUUUUAAGUAUAUCCAAUGCUUUAUUUAAAUUUGAAACAUUUUAAACCCUGGAUUUAUAAAAUUGAGUUCUUGUUUAAUAGAUUUAAACAUCCUAAACAAAUAUUAAUGAAUAAGUUAAUUGACAUAAAAAAAUAUGAACAACAGGCUGUCUCUUUGGCUGUUAAAUUAAUUAAUGACGGUAGUGUUGUUGCACUUCCAACUGACACUGUCUAUGGUUUAGCAACUGAUGCUCAAAAUCCAAGCGCUAUAAGCAAACUAUACAAUAUUAAAGGGCGUAAUCUUCAAAAACCAAUUGCUAUAUGUACUCAUCAUGUAAAUGAUAUUGGAAAUUGGGGAGAAAUUGGUCACUUGCCUUUUGGUCUUUUAGAUUCACUAUUGCCUGGGCCUGUAACAGUCAUACUACAAAGAACACCAUCCCUAAAUUUUGCAUUAAAUCCUGAGGAAUCAAAUAUUGCUAUACGAGUACCUAACAGUGGAUUUAUUUGUAAUAUUGUGAGUGAUCUGAAGAAUCCAAUUGCUCUUACUAGUGCUAAUGAGAGUAACAAACCCAGUACAUUAAAACCAAUAGAAUUUUUAAGUUUGUGGCCUCAAUUAGAUGCCAUUUUUGAUGGUGGUACUAUUGGCUCUUCAUUAGAAUCACGCCAAGGUUCCACAAUAAUUGACUUAACAAUCGAUAAUCGCUUUAGAGUAAUAAGAACAGGAUCUGCUCUUUUAAAUACAAUACAGAAAUUACACCAAUUUGGUUUAAAGGAAUUAUAA